AUGUUUCGACAAAUCACGUUGACGGCUGCGGUCGCAGCCGUUGGUAUGGCUGCCGUGCAGGCGCCGACCCUCGCGCAAAUCCCAAUCCUGUCCAGCCUGUUCGGGAGCUCUGAUGAAGAUGCGGCACAGCUCGACGGACGCAUUCAGGCUCAAGAUUUGCUCAGCUCACACUUUGGCAUGUAUGGCUGGCCAGGACAGUCUUUCGACUACGUGAUUGUUGGUGGCGGAACUUCCGGCCUCGCGAUGGCACGAAGGUUGUCGCAAGAUGGCUCGGCCUCUGUUGCAGUGAUUGAAGCGGGAGGCUUCUAUGAAAUCGAUGCCGGAAACGCGACAGAAGUUCCCAUGUACCUCUUCAAUUACUUUUUCGACAAUGGGUACAUGAAAAAUCCACUUUUCGACUGGUACCAGUACACAACUCCACAACCGGGCCUGGCGAACCGGGAGAUGUUUUACAUGCAGGGCAAGACGCUUGGUGGCAGCACAGCUCGUGGGGCCAUGUUGUACCAGAGAGGAUCGAAAGGAGCCUACCAAAAGUGGGCUGACCAGGUUGGAGAUCAAUCCUAUAGCUGGGAGAAUUGGCUUCCGUACUUCCAAAAGGGCGUAAAGUGGUCAGGCCCGAACACGAAUCCUCGACCAGCAAACGCCACGGCUGUGCAUUCCACUUCUGCCUUUUCUGCCGAAGGCGGUCCACUCAACGUCGCUUAUCCGUAUCUCACCAACGCCAUCUCGUCCUGGGUGGACAAAGCCUUGGAGAAGUUGGGCUUUGCGCAAGCAUCUGGUUUCUCCGAUGGUAACCUCCUUGGCAGAGGCUACAUCACCCACACCAUACACCCUCACACUCGUCGUCGUGAGACUUCGUCAACAUCAUACCUUCGCGAAGCUUUGAUGGACAGCAAGAAGUUGAAUCUCAACAUCUACACUCGAACAAUGGCCAAGAAGAUCUUGUUCGACGAAAACAAGAAGGCUACCGGCGUUGUCGUGAACACGGAUGGCUUCGAGUGGAAGAUUGCGGCGAACAAAGAGGUGAUCGUGGCAGCAGGCUUCUCCAGAUCGCCUCAACUCCUGAUGGUCUCUGGUGUCGGACCCAAAGAGGUGCUUGAGCCCCUCGGCAUUCCAGUUCUCUCUGAUCUGCCCGGCAUGGGCAAGAAUCUCCAUGAUACCAUCAUUCUUGGCCCGACGUACCCGGUCAAGGUGGAGAGCCACAGCCAGCUGCUCGGCAGCAAGGAGACUCUUCCGCGUUCCAUCUACGAGUACAACAAUUUCCGAACAGGUCUGCUGACAAACCCUGGCCAAGACUUCUUCGCAUUUGAGAAGCACCAGCCUGGCAUGCUCAGCGAGAGCACUGCUGCGCAGAUUGAUGCGGAGUAUCCAGCUGAUUGGCCAACAUUCUCAUACAUCGCGCUUGACGACACGUUCGUGCCGCAAUUCAAUGGCAAGAACUACUUCAGCAUGUCUGCAGCAUUGAUGACCACUUUCAGUCGUGGAACAGUGAGCAUCACGAGCAAUGACACUGCAGUGAACCCGAUGGUAGACCCGCAAUGGCUCGCCGAUCCUCGAGACAAGGAGUUGGCCGUGGCUGCCUUCCGACGUUGCCGAUCUUUUGUUGCGACUGAGACGCUGCAGGAGGUCAUUGCCGGACCUGAACUGCUACCAGGUGCCAAGUACCAGACUGACGAGCAGAUAAUCGAGUACAUCUCCAAGACCUCCGAUGCUUAUUACGCUGGUGUUGGUACUUGCAAGAUGGGCAAGAAGGACGACCCGAUGGCAGUUCUCGAUUCGAAAGCGCGUGUGCGAGGUGUUGAAGGUGUACGCGUUGUCGACUCAUCGUCUUUCCCGUUCGCUAUUGAUGGGCAGCCUAUGGGUACCGUGUACGCGUUGGCGGAAAAGAUCUCAGCGGAGAUCCUGAAUGAGGCAUGA
This is a messenger RNA of Cercospora beticola, 1917 nucleotides long. RefSeq names its product GMC family oxidoreductase. The record is from RefSeq and is a predicted model, not a curated record. Gene Ontology annotation, molecular function: oxidoreductase activity, acting on CH-OH group of donors; flavin adenine dinucleotide binding. Gene Ontology annotation, biological process: secondary metabolite biosynthetic process. NCBI's taxonomy places the organism in Eukaryota, Fungi, Ascomycota, Dothideomycetes, Mycosphaerellales, Mycosphaerellaceae.